GCAUGCAUUUGAAGAUAUGAAAAUCUUGCAUUAUAUUACUCAUCUUUAUCAAACGUACAUUAGAGAUAUACUAUCCAUUUGUGGUUCAUUCAAUUCAAAAUGGAAGACCGCUGUCAUGUUCUUCUGGUGCUAUUUCCGGGAUCACAAGGCCAAAUCAAUCCAAGUUUACAGUUCGCUAAGCGCCUUGUCAACUUGGGAGUGAAAGUCACCUUAUCAACCAGUCUCCACGUUAUCUCUAAUUGCACGGCGAUACCCGGCAUAGAUUUCGCCCCCAUUUCCGAUGGUCACGAUGACGGCGACAAGAAAGUCACUCCAGAUGGCUACGGCGCCAAGUAUAAUUCCUUCAAGACCAGAGGGUCCCAAUACGUGGCUACCCUUGUCAAGGCCAAGGCGGCGGACGGCGCUCCGUUUACCAGAAUUAUCUACACUACACUUAUGCAAUGGGUUGGGGAAGUUGCCCGGAGUCUUCAUGUUCCGGCCACGCUGCUUUGGAUUCAACCCGCCGCGGUUUUAGACGUCUAUUACUCUUAUUUCACUGAUUGCCAGGAUUUGUUCAAAAGUUGUGGUGAGAAUGGAGUGGUUCAGAUUCCUGGGUUGCCCGCACUGGGUACCACUGAUUUCCCUUCUUUUAUGUUCUCCAAGGCAACAACAAAUAACACUUUAUGGGAUUGGGCUAUCCAGGCCAUGAAAGAUCAGAUCGAUCUGAUUAACAGUGAAGACAACCCCAAAAUUCUAGUCAACACAUUUGAUGAUUUGGAGGUUGAUGCUUUGAGGGCUAUAAAGAAGAUGACACUGAUUGGGAUUGGCCCUUUGGUGCCAUCUGCGUAUUUGGAUGGGAAGGAUCCUUCUGAUACCUCGUUCGGAGGUGACUUGCUUGAAAAGUCCGAUGACUAUGUUGAAUGGUUGGACUCUCAGCCUAAGAGUUCUGUGAUUUACGUAGCAUUUGGUAGCUACGCUGAUCUCAAAACCACAAUGGUGGAACAGAUUGCUCAAGCACUUAUGGAAAGUAAGAUGCCAUUUUUGUGGGUUCUUAGAGAGACAUCCAACGGUGAAAAGCCAGAAGGAGAGUUGAGGUGCAAGGAGGAAUUGGAGAAGCAAGGGAAGAUAGUGCGUUGGUGUACUCAAAUCGAAGUUCUGCAACACUCGUCUAUUGGGUGUUUCUUGACUCAUUGCGGAUGGAACUCGACGAUAGAAAGUUUGGUGUUCGGGAUGCCUGUUGUGGCAUGCCCACUUUGGGGUGACCAAAGUUGCAACGCUAAGCUGGUUCAAGAUGUUUGGAAAACGGGGGCGAGAGUGAAAGCAAAUGAGGACGGUAUUGUUGAAUCUCGUGAGCUCAAGAGAUGCCUAGAAUGUGUAAUGGGAGAGGGAGGAGUUGAGCUGAGAAAGAAUGCUAAGAAAUGGAGAGAUUUAGCAAGAACUACCAUGAAGGAAGGUGGAUCUUCCUAUUUCAAUCUCAAGGCUUAUGUGCAUGAAGUGCUUCUUAAUUAACUAGUAUGAUACCCGAUGCAUAUUAUUAAGUUUGAGAUAAUAUUAUUAUUUAUGUGCAUUUUGUUCUUUCGGCC
Messenger RNA from Ipomoea nil (Japanese morning glory), 1562 nucleotides. RefSeq names its product crocetin glucosyltransferase, chloroplastic-like. The transcript has a single exon. NCBI's taxonomy places the organism in Eukaryota, Viridiplantae, Streptophyta, Magnoliopsida, Solanales, Convolvulaceae. The record is from RefSeq and is a predicted model, not a curated record. The coding region runs from base 100 to 1488 and encodes 462 amino acids. Gene Ontology annotation, molecular function: UDP-glycosyltransferase activity.